AUGGCAUUACUUCGUGUUCUCCAUGGCCCUUGUGCCACAGAUUUCUCCUUCCACCAUGACCAAAUCCUGUUAUCUUCAACCUCGCCCCAAAUUCAACACUUUUACAAACCUCUCCAGCUAAACAACGUUAUCUCCUUUCCUUCCUUAUCACUUAAAAUCCCAUCAAAAUCCCAAAGAUUGAAUCUUUAUCAAUUGCACGUUUCAUCUUCAAUUGAAGCAGAAGCCGUUACUGAAAGCCCAGAGGAUGUUGAAAAUGGAGAACAGGAAGAAGAGGAAUUUUCUAAGACCAGAAUCCUAGCCCAGAAUGUUCCAUGGACCUGCACUGCAGAUGAUAUUCGCCCUCUCUUUGAGAAGUAUGGAACAGUUGUUGACGUUGAGCUAUCAAUGUUUAAUAAAACCAGGAACAGAGGUUUGGCCUUUGUUACAAUGGGUUCACCUGAGGAAGCUCAAGCUGCUUUCAGCAAUCUGGAAUCGUAUGAAUACGCGGGUAGAGUUUUGAAGCUUAAUUGGGCUAAACCGAAAAAGAUCAAACCUCCUCCUCCAAAGCCAAAGCCAAAGACAUUGCCAAUACACAACUUAUAUGUUGCAAAUGUGUCCUUCCAAGCCAGGGCUAAAGAUCUUAAAGAGUUUUUCAAUGCGAAUAAUGGAAAUGUUGUUUCUGCCGAGAUUAUAUUUCAAGAUAAACCAAGAAGGUCUGCUGGCUAUGGAUUCGUCUCCUUUAAUACUAAAGAGGAUGCUGAGGCAGCACUCACAGCAUUUCAAGGAAAGGAGUUUAUGGGGAGACCGAUUCGUGUAGCACGAAGUAGGACAUUUUUAAGACCUCAAACAAAAGUGGCACUUAAUGGUACUGGGGAAGAGCCAGAGUCUUUAGAUAAAGUAGACUAA
This is a messenger RNA of Oldenlandia corymbosa var. corymbosa, 885 nucleotides long. NCBI's taxonomy places the organism in Eukaryota, Viridiplantae, Streptophyta, Magnoliopsida, Gentianales, Rubiaceae. The record is from the annotation of a GenBank genome assembly.